AUGCAGCGGCCCAGGCCCAAGAUCGCACUUCCCCGCGGCCGGCACACUGGCGGCCGGCGGUCCUUGGCUCCUUUCCCCCAUCCAUCCACGUCUCCUUCCGAGUUCCGUCGGUGUCCAAUCUGCGCCAAGCUCGACAAACGGGGGAAUCGGAAAGAAGCCUGUCGCGGAUCCCCGUUUCGUCCCUGUCAAGCUCCGCCAUUGGAUCUCUGCCUCUUCCUCUUCUUCUGCCACUUGCCCUUUGGCAUUGAAUGUCACACUCCCAUUCAACCGCAUCCACAGGCUUUCCAGACAAACACGCACGCGCAGGUUGCGACAAAUGCCUCGGCCGUUUCACCAUAUCACUCCAUCCUUGGAUACACUUUCGAGUCUGGCCUUAGACUUCUCACCUACACCAUCACCGUUAUCCGACAGCCGGGUUCCCCCAAGCAUGCCGGGAACCUUUGGCUGAACAGCUCCGGGCUGCCUCCCGUAAUCGGUCCUGUCGGACGACGAAGCGUAGAUGCUGAGAGAUGCUCAUUGGCCAUGCAGCGCUCGCUUAUCUCUUCAAUGCUGACAGGGCCAGGUCUAAGCAUCAUGAUGCAUCAAAAGGAAGGCAAUGUCUGAAUGGAUGUGCAAGAUGGUCAUAAUUUCAUUCGUCAUGAAGUAUCCGUGUGGUCAUCUAUCUCUCAACCGCAUCGGAUA
Messenger RNA from Colletotrichum destructivum, 681 nucleotides. RefSeq lists its product as uncharacterized. Bases 1 to 603 code for a protein of 200 amino acids. The transcript is spliced from 2 exons. Lineage: Eukaryota; Fungi; Ascomycota; Sordariomycetes; Glomerellales; Glomerellaceae. The record is from RefSeq and is a predicted model, not a curated record.